This is a messenger RNA of Maudiozyma saulgeensis, 453 nucleotides long. Lineage: Eukaryota; Fungi; Ascomycota; Saccharomycetes; Saccharomycetales; Saccharomycetaceae. The record is from the annotation of a GenBank genome assembly.
AUGGUCUUGCCGUUAAUAAUAGGAGUAGGCGUGACUCUCUUAGCAGUAUCUGCAAGGUCCGGUUUUAGAGCUUGGUCUGUAUACAAGACAUUGACCCCCAUGAUGGUUGCAAGACUUAAUAAUAUUAGAUUGGAUGAUGAUAAAUCAUACCGACAGAAGUUUCAUAAUGAUUUACGUUUUGAUAGUAAUAGACUUAGUAAGACUAUAAAAUCUAAUUUAGAACAACAAAAUAUUGGUGGAUUUUUCUCGAGAAUGACUGAAGCUGAAGCAUUACUUAUAUUAGAUAUCUCUGCUAAUGAAAUCAGGGAUUUAAAUACACAAUUAGUGAAAAGUAAACAUCGUAGUGCCAUAAUUAGAAACCAUCCGGAUAAAGGUGGUUCCCCUUUUAUCACAGCAAAGAUAAAUGAAGCCAGAGAAAUUAUUUUGAAAUCACCGUUAGUGAAAGGGCGUUAA